AUGAGUACACCACUAUGUGAGCUCGAAGGGAGUGCGCCAGUAAGUGAUAGCUUCGCAGCAUUAGUAUCGUCAGGGGCUCAAUUUCCUAUGGCCAGGCAGUGGAUGACUCAGGCACAGCAGGACCAACAACAACAACUUGCUUCUGAAGUCUCAGCAACGUAUGAGCCAACAACCACCAUAUGGAUCCGGAACUUCAACCAGCUCUGCGAUACACCACCUGCUGAGGAGAGCCGUCUGCCUUUCUUCUCGCGUGACCACUACAAGCAUGAGCGAGUGGUGCCGGACUCAAAGUCUCGAAGGUUCGCGGAGUCUAUGAGACGCUACCGAAGACACUGGAGAGAACUGGCGCCCUCUGCUCAAAAUUGGCGAUCUUCAGGAGAUAGUUGGCCACCCCCAUUGCCGAAACGUACUCGGAACAAACUCCGGAAGCGUCAAAGGCCUGAUGGAUAUUAA
Fusarium mangiferae is the source of this 453-nucleotide messenger RNA. RefSeq lists its product as uncharacterized. The coding region runs from base 1 to 453 and encodes 150 amino acids. Lineage: Eukaryota; Fungi; Ascomycota; Sordariomycetes; Hypocreales; Nectriaceae. The transcript has 2 exons. The record is from RefSeq and is a predicted model, not a curated record.